AUGGACUCUUCGUCAGCAAAAUGGUUAUCUGAAUUUGGAAUGGAUGAAUACAACAUCAUCCACCAAUGUCAUAUGAACUCUUUAGCUGAACUCGCCUCCGCAGAAGAUAUAGCGACUGCCCUGGCUGGAGGGAACCUCAAGCAAUCAUUUUCCUCUAAGAACUAUUCCUCUUACCCUAAUUUCAACACCAAAAACACCGCUAGUUUUAGUGGUUCAUCUAUUGAAACUUCCGAGGUACCUACAAAACAGCUCAAAACUAGUAGUAGUUGGAACUCUAUCAGAACCACCGAGCAUGUUCCACAGAAACCUUCCUCUCCCACCUCUCAAAUUCUUUCUUUUGAGAAACCAACUUCACUGCCUGCCAAUUCUCAGCAGUUUUAUAAAAUAGACAAGGCUGUGAAGCCUAAAGACGAGACUGUAUCUUCAGGAAAUAUGAACUUUUCGCCUCGGAUCACCAGUGGUCCUUAUGAGAACAUAAAUUAUGCAACAAAAAUCAAUCAAGGGAUCAAGAGGACUUGCUCAAUGACUAGAAGCCCUUCACAUGCUCAAGAUCACAUAAUGGCUGAGAGAAGGAGAAGAGAAAGGCUUAGUCAGCGUUUCAUAGCUCUCUCAGCAAUUGUUCCUGGCCUGAAGAAGAUGGACAAAGCUUCUGUUCUUGGAGAUGCUAUCAAGUAUGUAAAACAACUUCAAGAAACUUUGAAAGUGCUCGAGGAGCAAACCAAGAAGAGAACAGUGGAAUCUGUAGUUUUCGUCAGGAAAUCUCAGCUAUCAGCUGAUAACGAAUCCUCUUCAUGUGAAGAGAACUCCGAUGGCCGGUCAUCUAAUGCAGCUCUACCAGAAAUUGAAGCUAGAGUCUCUGAUGACGACGUCCUCAUUCGAAUCCAUUGCGAGAAACAGAAAGGUCUCGUGGCGAAAAUACUAAUCGAAAUAGAGAACCUUCAUCUGUCUGUUGUUAACAGCAGUGUCUUGCCUUUUGGAAAUUCCACUCUAGACAUGACCAUAAUUGCUCAGAAAGAUGCUGAAUUCAAGUUGACAGUGAAGGAUCUUGUCAAGGACUUAAGAGUGGCUUUACUGAAGUUCAUGUGACAUCCUAGAAGACCAACAACCUGCAACAGU
Messenger RNA from Durio zibethinus, 1116 nucleotides. Its product is annotated as transcription factor bHLH18-like. Gene Ontology annotation, molecular function: protein dimerization activity. The record is from RefSeq and is a predicted model, not a curated record. Lineage: Eukaryota; Viridiplantae; Streptophyta; Magnoliopsida; Malvales; Malvaceae.